Messenger RNA from Salvelinus namaycush (lake trout), 3295 nucleotides. RefSeq names its product coiled-coil domain containing 39 (gene ccdc39). Lineage: Eukaryota; Metazoa; Chordata; Actinopteri; Salmoniformes; Salmonidae. The transcript has 20 exons. Gene Ontology annotation, cellular component: axoneme. The coding region runs from base 1 to 2853 and encodes 950 amino acids. Gene Ontology annotation, biological process: inner dynein arm assembly; cilium-dependent cell motility; cilium movement. The record is from RefSeq and is a predicted model, not a curated record.
AUGUCGAACAUACUUUUAUCCGAGGUAGGCUGGGACGAGGGCUUUGCCAUCCCAGUUGCCAAUGCAGAAAAUAAAUGUUUGGAAGAUGAGCUUCAAAUGAAACAAAAUCAGAAGUUACAACUGGAGAACAAACUUGGUGGAUACAAGGAUAGAAUACAAGCCAUGGCUGAACACCUGAAAAAUGUUAGGCAGGAGUUAUCUCAAACUCAGGCUCUGUGCAAAGCCAGGGAGAAAGAGACUGAGUCGGAGAUGCAUUUCAAGGCCCUGGCGGAGAGAGAGGUGGGCCGCCUGCAUCAGGAGAUUACACAGCUGGACAACGAGCUUGGAGCUCUGAGGGAGAAGAAGAAUGCACAAGAGAACAACAUCUUCAAAGCCACCCAGAAGCUGGAAGAGCUGAAAAGCCAGCUGAAUUGGGACCAGCAGACCCUGGAUGCCUGGCUUGAGGAGUCGGCACACAAGGACGAGGACACCAUGGCCAUCAUCAAGUACGCCCAGCAGGACGAGAGCAGGAUACGGGAGCUCACCUUGUUGAUAGAGAAGAUGACGCUUGAGGCCAACCAAAAGCACAAGGCACUGGACAAUGAACUGACUGAGACCAUAUCAGCACAGAUUGGUCUGGAUAAGACAGCAGAAAACUUCCGCCAGGCUCACCUAGAGAGACAGGAGCUGAUCCACCAGUGGGAGAACACCAUCGAGCAGAUGAAGAAAAGAGACAGCGAGAUGCAGCAGUGUUCAAUGCUCCUCACCCAAGUCAACCAGGACAUCAGAGAGAAGAAUGGAGUGAUCAAGGAGAAGAAGACCUUCCUGGAGAGUGAGACGGAGAACAACAAGGAGUACGAGAAGAAGAUAGCCAUGGCCGACCGGCAGGCGGCCAAGCUGAGACGGGAGUUCCAGGAGCAGGAGAGUAACCGCACCAGACUACAGGACGAGUUGGAGAGUCUGAAAGGGACAGUGGACAGAGCAGCUACUGAUGUCGAGUCCAUGAGGUCCCAACUAUCCAACAUGAAAAAGGACAUCCAGGACAAAAACAACAAGAUAAAGGGGGCCAAGCUUCAUAACACAGCCCUGGAGGAGAAGCUGAAGACAGUGACUGAGACGACCCUCAGCGUGGAGGAGAGGGCCGCUCAGAUGGAGCAAGUACUGAAGGAAGAGGAGCAAACUAUCAAAGACAUGGACGCCCAGCUGCACCGCCACCGCGAGGUGCUAUUCCGUGAGAGCCAGGAGGUACAGGCCCUGAGGUUGAAGGAGAAGGACUCCAUGGCCGUGCUCUCUGGGAGCCGGGUGGCCCUCUCCAACCUGGACAGCCGCCUCAGUAAACUGGACCAGAACUCCCUCAAGCAGCAGGAGAUCAUCUACAACCAGGACUUCCAGAUCCAGCUGCUGGAGAGGAAGAUGUUGCGUCUGCGUGGCGAGGUGAACACGGAGGAGAAGCAGGUCCUGGAGAAGAAGGCCCAAAAGCUGGCCCACAGGCUGGAGGAGAAGAAGAGGACGGCCACCAUGCUCACCACCCAACUCAAGAAGCUCCAGGAUGAUAUUCGCUGUGUGAGGAAAGAGGCGGAGAAGACAGGAGCUGAGAAGAGAGACCUAACCACCAAGAUCGAGGAGCUGCACCUGUUCAACCACAUCUCCGACAAGGAACUGAAGAAGCUCCGGCUCAAGAAGCAGGACACCAUGGUGGAGGACAACAUCCUGAAGCUGGAGAUCAAGCGUCUGCGUGACCUGCUGUACAACAAGGCGGACAGCGUGCUCUCGCUGGAGAAGCGGCGGCUGCAGCUGCAGACGGCCAUGAGGGAACGGGAGGAGGAGAUUAAAGCGCACCGGGAGAUGCUCAACAAGCAGGUCAAGAUCACUGACCAGGAGCGCCAAGGACUUAGUGCUGAGGUGCAUGAGAGACUGUCCAAGGUCGACAAGAUGAGGAAGCGCUAUGAGAUUAUGACUGUCUCGAUGGCUGCUCCCGAGGGAGAAGAGGAAAAAUCACAGGCUUAUUAUGUGAUCAAGGCUGCCCAAGAGAAAGAGGAGCUCCAACGUGAGGGAGACGAUUUGGACGCCAAGAUCCGCAAGAUGGAGAAGGAGAUCCGAGCGCUGGAGAACACUCUCCACGUCGUCAACAGCCGCAACACAACCUAUCGCAAAUCCUUCAACAAAGUGACUGAGUCCAGUGAGGAGUAUCAGGAGAAACUGAAGCUGGAUGAGCAGAAGAGAGCCGUUGAGGAGAAGUACAAGUACAAGAGGAGGCAGAUCCGAGAACUGCAGGAGGACAUUCAGGGCAUGAACAAUACACUCGACAACCUGCUUCAAGAGGAGGCCGUUCAGAAUGUGAGGACUGAAGAGACCCAGUCACGUAUCAUGUCUCUGAACAGAGAACUGGUUUCCCAGCAGGAGAAACUACACAGGGUCACUAAGCAGUGCUCCAAACUGACCAAAGAGAUCCGGUCGGGCAAGAAGGCCAAGGAGGAGACGUUUGAGGAGAGGGACAUUGAGCUGAGGGAGCUGAAGGACUUCAAUAAGAAUAUCAACAAGAUGCUGCUGGUUGCCAUGGAGGAACAGCCUGACCUCCGAUCAGCUCUACACAUGUACUUUGUCCAGGCCAACUUGCCCCUGCCGUCUCCUGCCUCCACCCCUGCCAGCCGACAAAGCUCAAAGACUAACUCUGCUCGCAGCUCCGUCUCUCUCAGGUCAGCUGGGUCUUCAGCAAGCAGCAGCCCAAGGGCGUCGUCAGUGCAGUCUCCCCCUGUUAAGACUCUGGAGCUGGGCUUGGGGUUGUCUGUUACGUCCCCUCCUCUCACCUCUCCACGGGACUCCCAUCCACCCAGCUCCACCAGCAGCAGCGGCAGCAAGCGCCAGAGCCCAUAGAGAAACCCUACAAUAGGACAGCCUCACUUACAGCACCAGAAGGCUAAUAUGACUGUAGUGCCAUUAGGAAAGAGAAUGUGUGUCACUGUUCAAUGUGUACUGAACAACCGUUUGGUGAGUUGAUUGAUUUGCAUGUUUUUUUCGUUUUUUUGGCAGUGAUAUGAGAAAUACACUUAAAUAAUAUAUGAUUUACCUUUUUUUUGAAAGGCACAUAUUCUCCAUUUGUCAGCUAACGUUUAUAGAAUUGUAUUGUAAAUGUGCAUAAAAAGUAUGUACUUUUUCUAAAUUAAGUUUUACUCCUGGCAAUGUGUUUCUGGAUAUAUCCCAAUAAAAUAGAUGGUUGCUUGUCAGAAUGAUCAAUUAGUUGAUAAUACAUUUGUUUUGUUUAAAUGCCCAAUGUAGUCAAAAAACGUGUUUUUUCUGUGUUUUAUAUAUAUUUCCA